AAACAUUCUUGUACUUAUUCUAAGAUUUAUUUUGUCAACAUGACUGAAGAUUCUUGUAGUGAUUAUCCUCUCUUUGGUGGUGCUAUUUCCACUAUUUUCCCUAGACGUUUCCAGCAGGAUGUUAGUAAUGUGCGUCAAGUUCCUGAUCAUCAGGAAGUGUUUGUGGACCCUGCACGUGAUGAGAGUUUGAUAAUUGAGCUUCUGGAUCUGAAGGUGGAUGUAGCAGACAGUGGAAGUGCCACCUGGUUUCUUCAAGACCUUGCCAAUGAACAAGAUGCUGAAGGAACUACAAUCACUGAGCAGUCAGCAGUAUUUGAGGCCCCUGGAUUGUGCUAUAGAAACACGCCUGCUGUCAUCACCACUGCUGUUGGUCAAAUGGCAGUUUCUAAGGGAAGACAAGGGAGGGAAGCACAGAAUUUAGUUAAGGUUUACCUGGCAAACAUUCGCCUUAAGGAAGUUGGGACGGAUGUUCUGAUAACUGCAUAUGAGCCUCUAGUAAUUAACCCCUCGAGUGAGAGUGCUACUGCAGUCGGGGCAGGCGUGGCUGUACCUGCUGCACAUUCUGGAGUUAUGCCAAUGUCUGAGGUUUUUAAACUUGCAGUGUCUAGUUUCAGAGUGCAUGACUGGAGUCUCUUUGGCUCUGCUGCUGCCUGAGUUGUAGAACGACGAUAAUCUGGCAUCCCUUGGUUGAUUAUUGGUCCAUUUUUUAGGAGUCUGAUCUUUUUUCUUUUCUUUCCUAUCCCAUUAGGGAGGGUAUGGAGGUCGAUGAUUAGGGUAGAAAGUUAGUAUGUAGUCGAGCGUUGUCUAGUUUUCCUUAUCAAUUAUUAUUAUUACUCUCCUAUUACCUUAUUUUUAUUAUCACCUAUUGUUUCCUUUCGCUUC
Lycium ferocissimum is the source of this 882-nucleotide messenger RNA. RefSeq lists its product as uncharacterized. The record is from RefSeq and is a predicted model, not a curated record. Gene Ontology annotation, molecular function: small GTPase binding; guanyl-nucleotide exchange factor activity. Lineage: Eukaryota; Viridiplantae; Streptophyta; Magnoliopsida; Solanales; Solanaceae. Gene Ontology annotation, cellular component: nucleus. The transcript is spliced from 7 exons. Gene Ontology annotation, biological process: protein import into nucleus. The coding region runs from base 40 to 654 and encodes 204 amino acids.